AGAGAGAGACUAAUGCACAGACAGACGGAGAGAGAGAGAGAGAGAGAGACUGAGACACACACACUCUCUCCCUCACACACACAGACAGAGGAUGGCUGGGUGGAUUUAGUGGCGGCAGCGUCUUUUCCCGUUCACCACAACAAGCUCAUUAUCCUUCUCUCUGUACGCGCCCGGAAAAGGAUUUACGCGCACGAACAGGAGUUUGGAGGACAAGUAGGAUGCUGAGAAUCUCUCCACACUGUCAAUGCUCUCCACCCUGCACUCCAUGACCUGAGAGCUUCACCACACCACAGUGGGAGGAACAAGACUACAGAGAGAGAGAGAGAGAGGAGAAGGACUGAAGGUCAGGGAAGGAACUCACUUUUUUUCUGUACCAUUUGUUUGUCCUUCCUAACAUGGCAGCGACAGAGGCCAGCGCUGCACCUGUGGUCCAGGAGGACGGUAAAACCCUGGAGACCAAGGCGGCAGAUGAAGAGCAGCCAAGCCAAAACGCCAACACAAAUUCAGAGACUGUGAACGGCGACGCAGACGGUGCCGCCGUCAACAGCGACAUGGUGGACAACAAAGAGAGCGAUAAUACAGAGACAGCAGCUGCAGAAACCGGAGAGGGAGGAGCUGCAGCAGGUGAGGAGGCGGCACCUCCUCAGAAUGCAGACCACGCCUCCUCUGCAGAGCCCAAGACCUCGUUCCUUGACUCAUUCCUCAACAAGAGUGGCCUGGGGAAGGUGAUGGGUGGGAGGAAGAAGAAGGAGCAGAGCACAGCUGUAGCAGAGGAGAACGCCACUGAAGGGGCGGAGAAAGAGGGGGAGAAAGAAGAGGAGGCCGCAACCGCGGAGGGAGGUGCUGAAGCUGAGGAAGCUAUUGAGAAGGCUCCAGAAAAUGGAGAGAAUGAGGAGGUGAAGAAGGCGGAGAAGGCCAAACCUGCAGAAACUAAAUCUACGGUUCGAGACCUAAUCAGAAAACCUGUGGCCAAGAUCUUCUCCCACCGCAGCACAGAGAAGAAGGACGGCGCCGCUGCAGAACCCCAGAAACAAAUCAAGGUCCGGUCCAAGUCUCUGGAUCGGCUGCAAGACCCUGAAGCACUUAAUACCACCGUAGACUCCACCACAGAAGAGGGAGGAGCCACAGGAGAGGCAGAGGGAGGUGCAGAGGGAGAUCAGAAGGCCUCCACCUCCUCAGCGUCCACCAAACACGUGAAACGCUGGCACUCCUUCAAGAAGAUGAUGGCUCAGAAGACACACAAGAAGAGCAGCGCUGGGGGGGAGGACGGUAAAGACGAAGAGGGAGGAGAAGGAGGCGGCAGAGACUCCUCUACACUGGACUCCAAAGAGUCAGGACAGAAAAAGUGGAAACUAAAACGAUCCUGGACCUUCCAGGGCCUAAAGAGGGAUCCGUCCAUGGUGGGCAUCAGCGGCAAGGCCAAGAGCUCAGACAAAGACGCCGCUGACACCUCCAAGCCAGAGGAGGGAGCCGCAGCAGGAGAGGAAGAGGGAGGAGAUGAGGCAGAGGCUGGAGCUGAGGCCGCCCAGACGGCUGAGGGUGAGGAGAAGGAGAGUGAGAAGGAGACGGAAAAGGCAGAAGGAGGUGAAGAGGAGAAGGCAGCAGGAGGUGGCACUGUGACACACCAUGCCAAUGAAAUCUGGACCAACUUUAAGAAGCGUGUGAUUCCUAAAUCUAAAAGAGCCAGCACAGAGUGUGCCCCCAGUGGUGAGGAGGAUGCAGCUGCAGCCACCACCUCAGGUGAGGAAGGAGCAGCGGAGGACGGCAAAGACGGAAAGUCAGCCAAGGCCAAGCGCUCGCACUUCGGCCGAGCCGUCUCGCUGAAAAACUUCAUCAUGCGAAAAGGAAAGGCCACCAGCGUAGACCUGGGCGAGGGCGCAAAGGAGGAGGAGGAAGAGGCCACCGAAGCAGGAGAGGCCACAGAGGAAGGAGCCACCAACAGUGAGGCACCAGCCGAGGAGACCAACGACAACGAUGCCGCUCAGUCUGAGAUGGCACCGGUGGAGGAGAGCGGGGGGGAGACGGAGAAGACAACGACCGAGACUCCUGUGACCCCUGUGACCCCUGUGACCAAUGGGGAGAACGGCUGCUCCAACGGUACAGCCGAGGAGGACGCCACACACAAUCACCAGGAGGAGGAGAAGACGACAGAGAGCAGCCCCGUGAAGAAGACCAAGGAGGUGGGAGGCGUAAAAGAGGAGACCAACGCCCAGAUCAUCAACUCCUCAGAGGCUGUGAUCAGUGAAAAAAAGGCGGGAAACGUGUGAGGCCACACAAAGAGGAUUAGAACUGCCCGGGAUUCGCUGAGCAAGGAGCUCACCCCCUUCACCCCCUUCACCCCUCCCCCACCCCUCCCUCCUCCUCCUUCUCCCUAAUAAGCGUCGUAAUGGCAGGUCACCACGCUGACACAGAGAGAAUGACAGAACGAGAGAGAAUCCAUUCAUGUAGUGAAGGGUGAACGAAUAAUCAGAAAGCAAUAAUUCACACCCCACCCACCCAUCCAUCACCCACCAAGCCCCGCCCCCUGCCACACGUGAAUAUGUACAGAUACAGACAUUUAACAUCCAGUGCUUUUUUAUUAUUCGUCUUUUCUUCACUUGUCGUAAGAUUUUAUAUUUGUCUACGAGAGAAAAGAAAAAAAAAAUGAAGAAAGUAAACAAAAAAAAAGAAUUAACCUAGACCACCCCCCGGCCCCUUCUAUUGGUGGACUGAAAGAACAAAAAGAAGAAAAAAAAGACUGUUAGUUUUAUAUGGAUGGCCAUUUUGGCAUGUAGUAAUCUCCUCCCUAACUCCCCUCCACCUCCACCUCCACCUCCACCUCACCCUCCCCCAGCCCAGUAGAAACCUGACAGUACAGCAGGAGGCGAGUUGCUACAGUAUAUAAACUGCCCUGAGGACUGCCACCACCCGACCAACACUGCGAUGUCUUCAGCUCUGUGUGUGUUCAAUGUUUUUAGACUGUUAUUAUUCUAUUGUGUACAUGGAUAAAAAAGAAAAGACAAAAACACUGUUGAUGCUUAAAGGGACAGAAGAGCUGCAUGAGAAACUGACCCUGGUCUACAUAAGAACUGGGCGGGGCCACAUCAGUGACAGGUGGUAGCUGCAGGGAGUCGAACCCCAGCACCAUGGAGACAUCACAUGUCCCAGCAUCCAAGUGUGAACAUGUUUGACAGAAACAUCGCCCCCUAGGGGCAUGACAGCUCUAACACGUAACUGAUAUCAUGUUUUCCGAAAGUCAAAUCCAACAUCACAGAGGUGAUGGAGGUAAACAUUGCCUGUGGGACCACUUUGCCAGCCUCUUAUUGGACCACACAGCUGUCAAUCAUGCUCAGUAACCAAUCACGUUCAUACUCUCACUUUAUUUCCAUCAACUAUGGUUGAGACCAGUGUUUAGUGUGAAGGUCAAGUGAGAGUUGAUUUCAGCUUGGCUGUCAAACAGAUUAGCAGCAGUUACAGUGACUAAAACAGUGGCCCACCACCAUCCAGUUCUUAUGUACGCUCAGUGGCCACACACAGCAAAGUUCUUAAAGACAACGGUUGAUUGACAUCUCAGAUUAAAAACAACAACAACAGUACAGUAAGGUCCUCUUGUCUGUGUCAGUUCUGACUGUGUGUCAGCAUCUCAUAGAAUAAAAAACCUCAACUGUCCCUUUAAGGUCAAUGUUCCUCUUCUGUUCUGUUUGUUCCUCUUCUCUUUUUCUUUCUUGGUUUUGUUUUAUGAAAACCUGUUCUCUCUGUCACUGCAGUCUGAUGAUAUGCUGUAAUUAAACCAUAAUAAUAAUAAUAAUGAUAAAAAUUAAUGAUGAUAAUGUUUUGUUUGGUCUAAGUUUUCACAUGUCCGCUAGCAAAUUGUCAAGAAAAAAAAAACAAUAGUACAAUAAAGACUAAAAUCUAACAACUAAA
Messenger RNA from Cynoglossus semilaevis (tongue sole), 3903 nucleotides. Its product is annotated as spore wall protein 2. The transcript has 4 exons. Lineage: Eukaryota; Metazoa; Chordata; Actinopteri; Pleuronectiformes; Cynoglossidae. The record is from RefSeq and is a predicted model, not a curated record. Bases 396 to 2267 code for a protein of 623 amino acids.